UAAAUUUGACACUAGUUUUUGACAUUAAAAAACAUCUUACAAUCACAAUGGUAAACUAAAAUCCAAAUUGGCUUUAAUUCACCACACUUCCAACAAGAUGCACGGUUUUCUGGUGAGGUGAUGGUUCGGCGUGUCCAGAGAUGGCGCCCGCCGACUCUCUUUAGAUCACUCUAACAUAUUUCUUUGGUGGUUGGGACAUAAACUCGCACCCGGUGCCGGUUUGCAUGUUAACAUUCUAGUCACAAAAAACAAAGCCAUAAAUGACUCACGCCAAAGAGAAAGUGCGAAAGCACGAAUGCGCAGUCUGCCAAAAAAAAUUCCUCACGAAACACGAUCUCAAGAAGCACCUGCGAGUGCACACCGACGAGCGGCCGUACGUGUGCAAAGAAUGCAAUCAGGGCUUCCGGCAGGCCGGCUCCCUCAAAAAUCACGUGGCGGCCAAACACUCUCUAGGGCUGCCAACCCUGCAAACCUACGUUUGCAACUAUUGCAACAAGGAGUUUCCGGUGAAGGAGCGUUUGAGACUCCACAUUCGCAUCCACACGGGGGUGAAGCCCUACCAGUGUCGCAUCUGCCCCAAGACGUUCGCGAGAGGGGGGCAAUUGGUCCAGCACAUGCGGACGCACACUGGAGUGAAGCCCUACACAUGCGAUAUUUGCUCGUCGGCGUUCACGUGUUCAGCCAAUCUGAAAUUGCACAUUAAAGGCCAUUUGGAGAUUAGAGACUACGUGUGCGACAUCUGUGGGAAGAAAUUCUACAGAAGAGACGCCUUAAAGAAACAUCUCACUUGCUACCACGGCAAUCUGAAAGCCUUCCAUUGCAAAAUCUGUAAUAAACAGUUGAAAGGGCACUUACCCCAACACAUGAGAGUGCAUAAGAAGGAUAAGCCUCAUGGGUGCGCCCAUUGUGGGGCCCGAUUUGCGCAAAGGUCGCAGUUGACUGUUCAUCAGAGAAUCCACUCGGGGGAGAAGCCCUAUCGGUGUCAAGUCUGCUGGAAGGCUUUCGCCCAUUCGACUGCACUCAAACUCCACAUCAGACGACAUACGGGGGAAAAACCCUUCGUGUGUGUCCUGUGUGAGAAUGUUUCGUUUUCACAGUUGCCACACCUGAAGAAGCACAUGUUGUGCAUACAUAAGAGUUCGAAACCGUAUGUUUGUAGCCACUGCCGGAGCUUCCACCAAACCAAAAACGAUCUCGAUGGUCACUAUGCCAAGUGUCAAGACUACUACAAUAACCUCCACCAAAAAAACGAGAUUGAUAUCAAUACGAUUGACCCACCCAUGUCUUUGGAAAAAAUGAGGUUCCUUUUAGCCGUACUAUUGAAGAAGAUUUCCUCGCAGGAAAGACUGGAAGAGCUCGGGUUUAAUAAGAGACUCAUCGACGACAUCCUCGUAGAUUCGAUAAAGAGCUCGGGGAGGGAGCCGUGCAAAGAUACGAGUCUUUCAGUCGCGGAGAAACUUAAAAAGAACGUCGAGAUUCUCCUCGAGUGGACUGUCCCCAAACAAUACAUGGAGAAGUUUAAAAACGAACAAAGAUCGACCGAGGAGCUUUUAGAAGAAUUGACUUCGUAAUCAAAGAGUUAGUACAAUAUUGUAGACUAGUAGGUAGCUUACUGACUGUUGCAAGUACCCGAAAAUUUUUUUCAUGACUGUUGCGCUUUUUGGUAUACCGUUCUUGCCCAAAGUGUGAAAAGUACAAAAAUCAGCUUUAAGAAGCACUCACAUACCAAAGGGAGAAACCAAAAGGUUGUACAGGAUACAUUUAGCUUUAUUUGUUUUUUUUUAAUUUUAUUUAAGACCAAAGAAUUUUUUGUUGUAAUUUUUAAGUUUUGUUUUGGUCGGGCCUACCGACUGCACCAAUUCGUGUCAUAGCUUCUAAGUGCAAUACUUUUCGUGGCAAUUUUGAGUUUGGCAUCACAAUUGUAUAAACUGUCUAAACUAAUUUUGUGGUGUGAUGUUUAUAUAAAAAUAUAUCGACGUGGUGGUUCAAUUUAGUUAGGAGUUUUUUAAUGUUCCUUCAAGCAUUUGCCAGUCGAGUGCCAUAUUAUAUUUACUAAUCAUUAAAAAGAAACAAAAUUUUAUUAUACCACCACUUAUCUAAGUGUUAAUUAUAUUUUCUAAACGUAUGGUUUUUAAUGUUAUGGGCCGGUUUUCAAACCUCUUCCACUCUAAAAAUAAACAAUAAAAAUGAA
Tribolium madens (black flour beetle) is the source of this 2191-nucleotide messenger RNA. RefSeq names its product zinc finger protein OZF. The coding region runs from base 261 to 1571 and encodes 436 amino acids. The transcript has 2 exons. Gene Ontology annotation, biological process: regulation of transcription by RNA polymerase II. The record is from RefSeq and is a predicted model, not a curated record. Gene Ontology annotation, cellular component: nucleus. Lineage: Eukaryota; Metazoa; Arthropoda; Insecta; Coleoptera; Tenebrionidae. Gene Ontology annotation, molecular function: DNA-binding transcription factor activity, RNA polymerase II-specific; RNA polymerase II transcription regulatory region sequence-specific DNA binding.